AUGCCAGUAAAAGAAAAAUACUAUGUCCAUUCAGCUCAUAUUUAUAAUCGUACAUCGCACUUCAUCAACCUCAAAAUCUUCUACUGUGGUGAAAAUCAACAUCAUGAACACGCAAUAAUAUGUAUGAAUAAGUUAGAGCCCAAUGGUGGUCACUUCUUUGCUGAAACACAUGCCUAUGCCAAUGCACAUCUCAUCGUAGAUAAGCAUAUCUAUAAAAUCCAAGCUGAUAUUAACGAUGGAAAUACUCUAGAACUGAAAUGGCCGUAUCAAGGUUUAGUAGAAAAACACGAAAAGGAAUGGCAAUUCGAUAUUGAAGAAGGUGGCAUAAAAUCCAUCAAUCCAAGGUUGUAA
This is a messenger RNA of Rotaria socialis, 351 nucleotides long. The record is from the annotation of a GenBank genome assembly. Lineage: Eukaryota; Metazoa; Rotifera; Eurotatoria; Philodinida; Philodinidae.